Messenger RNA from Lachancea mirantina, 690 nucleotides. Lineage: Eukaryota; Fungi; Ascomycota; Saccharomycetes; Saccharomycetales; Saccharomycetaceae. The record is from the annotation of a GenBank genome assembly.
AUGAGUAGUGUGCAGAAGAGACACGGUCGCAAAAAAACGCUUCGAGGAUUGCACAAUGCGCUGAAGAAGCUCGCGACUCAAGCUAGAGCUCAAGAUGCACCUGCUAAACAGCCCGAACGGCCAUCGACGCCAGCUCAGGCUCAAACUGGCGUGGUUGAUUCUACAGAACUAGUGGAAGCGCAGGAAUCUCCUCAAAAUGGUGAUUCCAGAUCCAGCACGGGUGAUGAAGCGGAGGAGUUCGUGGAAGAACGCAAUGGCGUGAUCUACAUUAUGUCCAAGGAGCGCCAACCCAUUCCCAAACUUACCGACGAAGAGGUCAUGAAGCGCCAUAAGAGAGCUGACGAAAACAUGAAGGAGGUCUGGGCUCGUCUCAUCGAGAAGUACGAGUCGAUGCAGGACGAGGGCGACGUGAUCGAUUUGAAUUCUGGUGAGAUUGUGGAAGACAAUGGCCACGUUAGAGGUCUUGCUUCGAAUGAGAAUCAUUAUGCUGAUGAGGACCGCUAUAUAAGCGUCCUCAGCGACCUCUUGGACGUCGACACCACUCAAAAUAACGUCUGGGGCGAAGAACAAGAAUCCGACGGGGGAGAAGAGGAUGAAGAAGACACGGACUACGAUCACAGGCAAGCGGAAGACGACGAUACAAGUGAAGAUGAAGAUGAAGACACAAACGAAGAAAAAGAAUGGGACUAG